Molecule: messenger RNA, 2444 nt
Organism: Etheostoma spectabile (orangethroat darter)
Lineage: Eukaryota; Metazoa; Chordata; Actinopteri; Perciformes; Percidae
Gene: pbx4
Product: pre-B-cell leukemia transcription factor 4
Exons: 10
Coding region: 744-2126 (460 amino acids)
Biological process (GO): regulation of DNA-templated transcription
Cellular component (GO): nucleus
Molecular function (GO): DNA binding; DNA-binding transcription factor activity, RNA polymerase II-specific
Source: RefSeq, a predicted model, not a curated record
AUUAAUAUUGAUGCAUUGUUACCAGCAUUGCACCAGCUAAUAUUGAAACGUUGGAUUUCUAUAGCCCAAUGGUAUAGCCACCGAUUAACCCACCCGCAAGAUCGCGCUCUGUGGUGCUACGGAGUUCAAUGGUCACGCGACGCACACUGCUCGCGCAGCCUAGAACGUCCCACAUACUCGCGCGACAUCAACAACAAUGGCAAACGGCAAACCUUAGUCUGUUUUGGUAGGGAAUUUCUGAUUGGAGCGAGUCGGUCCGAAAGCUUAGUCGCUGCGUUCGUGUAUUAUUUCUUUUUUUUGAAUUGGAGAGUUUUAUUUUUAGACAAGUGUUCGUCUAUUGCUAUAUAUAUAUAUUUAUAUAUAUAUAUAUAUAACGUUUUCAAUUUUUAAUUUUGAAAAUGUGCGAGGCGCUGUUGGCAACCUCACACAGUCUGUGCAUGUGUGUCCCUGCUGCUUUUCUGCUGGGCUACGGCUACUAACCUAGCUGCUUUUCACUCGGUAGUUAGCUAGCGUUAGCCUGGCCGCGUUUAUUAACUUGAGGCGAAAAACACAAGCAAAUGUAAAGCGUGUUUGUGCGGUCUGUUUUAUGACAACAACCCUUUACUAUUUUCUAGUCGUUGCUGUCAGGUACGGUAAGACGUGUUGCAUGAUUUGUCGUAGAAUAUACUUUGCUGGCUAGCUAACAGGCUAGCUAUUUGUGUGUAGUCUUCGACUGAGGAAAACGGCGAGUUUUCUUUAAAAGUAUGGAUGACCAGACCAGGAUGCUGACUGGUCUCACCGGACUCGGUGGACUAGCACAAGCCGAUGUUGGUGACCCAGACUCGGUCAGAAAACAGCAGUCCCUUGGUCAACCUCAACAAGACAUAGGGGAUAUCUUACAGCAAAUAAUGGCCAUCACCGACGAAAGCCUGGACGAAGCACAGGCCAGAUGCUGGCCAGAGGAAUCGCCGGCGCAUUGGGGUGGAUCAGACGACCCCACAGAGGGAGGGAGAGCAGGGGGGGGCAUGGCAGGGGGUGGCCUGCCACUCAACUUCCAGCACAGGAAGCAUGCCCUGAACUGUCACAGAAUGAAGCCAGCCCUCUUCAGCGUUCUCUGUGAGAUCAAAGAGAAGACGGUGCUGAGUAUACGAGGUGUGCAGGAGGAGGACCCCCCAGAUCCCCAGAUCAUGCGAUUGGACAACAUGCUGCUAGCAGAGGGUGUGUCAGGACCAGAGAAGGGUGGAGGAUCAGCUGCAGCGGCUGCAGCUGCAGCAGCAGCAGGGGGUUCACCUACUGACAGCAGCAUCGAACACUCCGACUACAGAGCCAAGCUUGCCCAAAUCCGCCAGAUCUAUCACUCAGAGCUGGAGAAGUACGAGCAGGCCUGUAGUGAGUUCACCAACCAUGUAAUGAACCUGCUGAGAGAGCAGUCUCGCACACGGCCCAUCUCUCCCAAAGAGAUUGAGCGCAUGGUGGCCAUCAUCCACCGCAAGUUUAGCUCCAUUCAGAUGCAACUCAAACAGAGCACCUGUGAGGCUGUCAUGAUUCUGCGCUCACGCUUCCUUGACGCCAGACGUAAGAGGCGCAACUUCAACAAGCAAGCUACAGAGGUGUUGAACGAGUAUUUCUACUCCCACCUGUCUAACCCUUACCCAAGUGAGGAAGCCAAGGAGGAACUGGCCAAAAAGUGUGGGAUCACUGUGUCUCAGGUCUCUAAUUGGUUUGGCAACAAGAGAAUACGCUACAAGAAGAACAUUGGUAAGUUCCAGGAGGAAGCGAACCUCUACGCAGUUAAAACAGCGGUGGAUGCUGCCAAUGUGUCUGCACAGGCUAGCCAGGCUAACUCUCCAGCAACGCCCAACUCAGGGUCACCGGGGUCAUACAGUUUGUCACACACAGGCAACGCCUACCUCGGCCUGCGUUCGCUCAACGGGGAGGGUCUCAACAUGGCGCCCUCUCUACAGCCGCAGGUGGAUACCCUGCACCGUGCUACACACCUGACGGGCGGCUAUGAGGAGCUGUCUGGUAGUGGCCUCUACACCCCUCAUCGCCUGGAUGCUAACAGCUGGCAGGACACCACCAACCCCCCUUCGGUCACCUCUCCUCCCGGUCCUCCUGGUAGCGUCCACUCCGACACCUCCAACUGAUUCGGUGGCUCUCCCUGCCAUCACUUCAUUCCCGCUGCGGUCUGCUCUGACUACCAUCCUCUGUCUUCAUGUUUCACUUCUCCCUUGUCUCUCAACUAGACAGCCACACAAGGUUGUGAUCACAUUUCAUAAACACACACUGUGCUGGAACACAGGACAGCCGAACAAGAGGAGUUCUCCCUUCAUCCCCCAACUUCACUUCAAUGCUAGAAGGUCCUUAACUCAGAAUAAAUGAGGGAUGGAGCUUACUGAUGCUGACACAGAUAGAAAACAUCUAUAAUAUCAAGGACUUUUUGCAAACAAAAAACAAAAAAACAC